Molecule: messenger RNA, 1215 nt
Organism: Gracilinanus agilis (Agile Gracile Mouse Opossum)
Lineage: Eukaryota; Metazoa; Chordata; Mammalia; Didelphimorphia; Didelphidae
Gene: S1PR5
Product: sphingosine-1-phosphate receptor 5
Exons: 1
Coding region: 1-1176 (391 amino acids)
Biological process (GO): G protein-coupled receptor signaling pathway
Cellular component (GO): membrane
Molecular function (GO): sphingosine-1-phosphate receptor activity
Source: RefSeq, a predicted model, not a curated record
AUGGUGGGGAGUGAGGUGAUUGCACUACACUACAACUACACCGGCAAAUUGAACGAGGCUCGCUACGAGCCGGGCGGGGGUUUGCGCGCAGAUGCUGCAGUCUUCCUGGCAGUAUGUGGUUUCAUCGUCCUGGAAAACCUGGCGGUUCUGUUAGUCCUCUGGCGCCACAAGAAAUUCCAUGCGCCCAUGUACCUGCUGCUGGGCAGCCUGACUCUCUCCGACUUGCUGGCUGGCGCCGCCUACACGGUCAACAUCCUGUUGUCUGGGGCGCGCACCUUGCACCUGUCCCCAGCUCUCUGGUUCGCCCGCGAGGGUGGUGUCUUCGUGACGUUGGCUGCUUCGGUGCUCAGCUUGCUAGCCAUAGCGCUGGAACGACACUUGACCAUGGCAAGUCGUCGGCCUGCGCCCAUCCACCGCCGUGGCCGCACACUGCUGUUAGCAGGAGCCGCGUGGCUGGCGUCCUUGCUCCUCGGACUUCUUCCUGGCCUCGGUUGGAACUGCCUAGGCCGUCUGGCCCAAUGCUCCACGGUACUUCCCCUCUACGCCAAGCCCUAUGUGCUGUUCUGCGUGCUUGCUUUUCUAGUCAUCCUUGUGGCUAUCUUUGCGCUCUAUGCCCGCAUUUAUUGCCAGGUGCGUUCCAACGCAAGGAAACUGCAGCUUCGAGCUGGAUCAGGAGGGUCCCAGAGCACACGCCGCCUGCCCAAAUCCCUGGCGCUGUUGCGCACGGUGACCGUGGUACUGGUUGCGUUCAUUGUGUGUUGGGGGCCACUCUUCUUGCUGCUGCUGCUGGACGUAGCGUGCCCGGCUCGAGCCUGCCCUGUGCUUCUGCAGGCGGACUACUUCCUGGGGCUAGCUAUGGCCAACUCGCUGCUCAAUCCCAUCAUCUAUACGCUUACUAGCCGGGAUCUGCGCCGUGGGCUCUUGCGCCUCCUCUGUUGUUAUCAUCGCUGCUGCUGCUGCUGCCGCCGCUGCUAUAAGCCCCUGCGCCCAGGGCCAGGUGGAGGCGAGGGUGCGGCCAGCGGGCGCCGCCGGCUGCCUCCGAUCCUGGAGUGCAGUACCAGCAAGUCAGAGCGCUCUUCGAACCGACACGAAGGGUUGGACACAAGUGUCUCCACAGGCAACGCCACGCCCACGCGCACUCCCGUUAAGACCGAGGUGCAGAAGACCACAGACUGAUACUUUAUGCCUCAGCCUCUCUCCAGGCCACAGUCCUCU